AUGGAGCAAAACAGACCGGAACAAAAAUCUGAUGAAAACACCACGAGUGGAGGUCAUGUCGAAACCUCUUCGGUACCCGCUGAACACUUCGAGGAAAGAGCCGUCAAAGUUGCAAUCUCCUCCUCGGCCAGUGUUGCUGCCGGCGAAGAAGCCCUGGACUCAGAUAAAAUUGCACUCUUAGAUCGUGUUUCUCAAUUCUUAACAAGUCAUCCAGAAAAAGCUGAAAUGUUCCUCGACCUUUUAAAAAAAAUGAAUUUGUACAUUGAAGCAAACUUUGUGCCCGGAAAAACAUUUGACACUGCAAAAAUGUUUCUGUAUUUGCAAGAAGCGGCGAUCUCGGCAAGACGCGAAAAGUUGGACAUGGAAAAGGAAAAUCAGAAAUCGUAA
This is a messenger RNA of Caenorhabditis remanei, 387 nucleotides long. RefSeq lists its product as uncharacterized. NCBI's taxonomy places the organism in Eukaryota, Metazoa, Nematoda, Chromadorea, Rhabditida, Rhabditidae. The record is from RefSeq and is a predicted model, not a curated record. Bases 1 to 387 code for a protein of 128 amino acids. The transcript has 3 exons.